Messenger RNA from Brassica napus (rape), 2706 nucleotides. RefSeq lists its product as uncharacterized. The coding region runs from base 333 to 2519 and encodes 728 amino acids. The transcript has 4 exons. Lineage: Eukaryota; Viridiplantae; Streptophyta; Magnoliopsida; Brassicales; Brassicaceae. The record is from RefSeq and is a predicted model, not a curated record.
GAAAAUCUUUUCUUCUGCCAAGAAACCAUUUUUGAAAUAAUCAAAUCCUCUAAAGCUUUGUGUGUAUCUUAGUAAUUAUUUUCUGUGUUUAUUUCUUUUAUCACUUUUCUUUCUAUGUAUUUGUAUUGUAUCAACGAUUUACCAUUUCUUCUUCUUACUUUCCUUUGAAUCUUUCUUGAUUUUUAUUUCAAAGAUCUAACCUUAUAUUCUUUAACAGGUUUGCAUGCCUUUUUAUAUAAAUAUGUUUCAUAUGUUCUCACAAGUUUUGAUAUUACAAGAUCUGGUGUUAUGUGGAAUAGCAGGGAGGUGAAUAGUAACACUGGAAGAUUCAAAUGUUCUUAUCAUCCACUGAUGAAGGCUCUCCAAAUAAUCCAUCAUCUUCUUCCAGUUUCUUACAUCUGACCAACUCUAGUCAUGCGUUAGGUCAAUCACAUCUUUCCAGUUUCUCCAUCAGAGACUAUGCAUUUAGUUACCGGACCAAAAACAUUCAGAAAAGCUGGCCUUUUUCCUCAACAAGUUUGCAACUUUGUUUGAAACAUGGCUUAACUGAUCCAUUGCCACCGUUUCAGCCUCUUGGCUCUGAAGCUCAGCCAAAAGUAAUCCAUGUUGAAGCGAGAAUGUUAGAUAAACUUGGCUCCAAGCAUGCAUUAGCAGAGACUGAACAAGGCUUUUUGGCUAGUGGUUCAAAAUCCAAAGUCCAAGUAGCUAUCGUUAACAAGAAUCCAGGAAAAAAAUGUGGGUUAGUAGUGCAUGGAGUUUGUGUGAAUAGUGUAUCAAAAGAAGCUCAGGGUUCUCUCUUUUCAGCUUCUGAAUCCAUGGGGUUUAGAGCUUGUCCUAUCUGCAAAACUUUCUCAUCUGCUUCCAACACCACUUUGAAUGCGCACAUGGAUCAGUGUCUGUCUGUUGACUCGGACCAGCAGCCAAUGAGUAAGCAUAGGAAUAAGCCACGGUUGAAAGUUAAAACGUUGGUUGAUAUUUACGCUACUGCAAAAAGGUCAACAUUAGAAGAACUUGAUAAAAGAAACGGAACAAAGUGGUCUGUGGUUUCGAGCUACUCUAACCAGGUUGUCUCUGAUAAAAAGCAUGAAGUGUCCAAUAAAGUGAAAAAGAGGAGCGUGCUACGUGUUGGAAAUGAUGAAGAUGAUGGCAUUGGACCUGUUUACAUUGAUGCUGAGGGUAAAAAACUGCGGAUUUUAUCUGAUUCACCAAGAAAGCGUGUAGAAGAUGUCAGUGAGAAGAAAUCUUCUAACAAAGGUCAAGGGAAAAGACUUCGGUUUAAGAAACAUUACAAGCAUUGUAAAGUAGUUCCUCAAAGUAGAAAACUCACUGUUGGUGAAGGCAAUGCUUCAGAGCAGAUACCAGAGUAUCAAAGAGGUUAUUCUGAAGAAUAUAGAGCCAUGGAGAGGUCAGAAACUCCAGGUCCAAGCCAGCGUAGGAUUCUCAAUCAGCGGAUGGUAACAAGAAGUUGUCUUUCAAGGAAUGAAAAUAAGAAAGGGAGAAGCAUUUCUGAUUCAUUGUCAGCAGAUCCUCUUGUGAUAAGAGGUCCACGUCAUGCGAGUGUUGAUUUAUCCGAGACCGUUUCAACUUGUUUUAGGAGUCAAAACUCAUGGAGAAGUUGUGGGGAGAGCCAAGUCUCUAGAAAGAGCACUAAAAGUCCCUUGAGAUGUUCGAUGCCUGUGGAUAAGGUGUUUGCAUCUGCUCCAAAGGGCUUUUUGAAGUUAAAGAAAGCUCGGUUGGAUUUCUCUGAGAAUGAAGAUGAAGAUUCAGGGAGAUGGGAGUCUGAAAUGACUCAAGAACGUGAACUGAUAGAUUAUGAUGAUAAUGAAGAAACAGAUAAGGUGUUUCUAAGCUCGGAUCCUUCAGUUAGUAGUGGUGAAGAGAAUGAUUAUGAAGGCUGGGAAGUGACUGGUAAUAACAAAGUAGAUGAUGAUGACAUGUUGUACCAAACCAAUGAUGCUGAGUGUGAAAGCUCAUUCAUGGAGGUUGAUCUCAUUCCCAUUCCAGGACCUCCAGGCUCAUUUCUACCGAGUCCUUGGGAUAUGGAAACUGAUGCAACUGAAAAUCAUGUAAACUCUUCAGUUAUCACAAGCCAGUUCCAAUCUUCCCAUGACCAGCUUGAUCUCACUGACAGAAAAUCGUCUGAAUCACCUGAAACACAGACAUUCAGAGACAAUGAUCAGUCAUGUUGUUGCCAAAGGAAGGAGAAUGUUUUUGAAGAUACACCAUUUGGGAGACCAGCACCACACAUGAACCAACAAGAUUUGGAUCUAUCGAGUAAGUCUGUGUCCAAGACUCCUUCAGUUUCCAACCCGGUGUUGCGGCUAAUGGGAAAGGAUUUGAUGGUUAUUAACCAAAUAGAAGAUACCUCACAUGGACAUUCAAGUCUAAUACCAACCUCACAGUUUCAUGAUCUUUCUAAGACCAAACAAGUGUUUCCUCCUGUCCAUCUUCUUCAUGGUCCUUAUGGUGCAGAUAGUUCGCAUUUGGACAGCACCACAAGCUUUUACAACAUUCCAUGAAAAAUUAUAUCAAGACCUCUACUUAUAUUUCCAAGCAUCUACAUUCCAUGACAAUUCUGUUCCUCUCCAGCAAACUUCAUAUGUUUGAAAGAUUUUAAGAAGUUUUCUUAUCAACCAUUCAACCUCAAGAUUUUGUGAUUCUCUUAUAAUUAACGACUAGAUUAAGACUUGGUCAUUUGGCAAACUA